AAUUGCCAACUAAGUGAGAGGUUUAUAGAGAGAGUGAGCAAGGAAAAGACUCCAAUUUUUAUUAUUAAUCGGCGUCUAGUCAUUGUAUUCAUCUAUUAAGUUUAGAUUUACAAUUUGUAACCAGAAGUAUUUGUGAGCAAAUUAUCGUCAUUUAUUCUUGUUCAUCUCCCAGUUGAUGUCACUAGUUUGAUCAGCCAAAGCUUCACUGUUUUACACUUACAGGUCUUCCUUGGUGUCAGUUAAACGUGUCCUUUGUUAAAUAUGGGAACCAAAUCAAGUCUUCUGAUUGCAAUUGUGAUUGCCUCUAUUUCUGUUUAUAUUUCACUUUACUGGAGGAAAACAGAAUUGCCAAAACAUUAUCGUGAUGAUAAUUAUUUUGGUGUUCAAAAUAUUAAAGAUGGAGCUAAAUUUCCAGAAGAUGACAAGAAAAUUGAAAAGUUCACUGUUAAUAUCGAUGAAUCCGUCCUGAUUGACCUGAAAGCUAGAUUAAAUAGGACUCGAGUUGUUGAUUCAAUUGCCGGAACUAAUUUUGCAUAUGGUACUAACAGUGAAACAUUGAAAAAAGUCAUCGACUAUUGGAUGAACAAGUAUGAUUGGAGGGCUGAGGAAAAAAGGCUCAACAAAUAUGACCAUUUCACCACACAAAUUGAAGGAAUCAAGAUUCACUUCUUACACAUCAAACCUUCAAACCCAGGAUCUAAUAAAGUGCUACCUUUAAUGCUUGUUCAUGGUUGGCCUGGAAGUUUUGUUGAAUUUUAUAAAAUUAUUCCACUUUUAACAACACCCAAGAAUGGAAUUGUUUUUGAACUUGUUAUACCGUCAAUACCUGGGUUUGGCUUUUCCGAAGGUGGUCAUAAACAAGGACUUAACGUCGGUCAUACGGCAAGAAUUUUUGUUAAAUUGAUGAAACGCUUGGGUCAUGAAAAAUUCUAUUACCAUGGAGGUGAUUGGGGUGCAAUUAUUGGUGAUUUAGCUGCAAAAUACUUCCCAGAAAAUAUUUUAGGUUACCAUACAACUUUACUAGGAAUCCCAACUUCACCUUGCAUUUUCAUCAAAACUUUGAUUGGUUACGUUUUUCCAAAUUUCAUUUAUGAAAAUCCUGCCGUUGAAUCAAAAAUGUUAACUCCACUUAUGGAUAAACUCAUUUUUAUUAUCCAAGAAACUGGUUACAUGCAUUUACAUGCAACCAAACCAGAUACGGUUGGGGCUGGAUUGAACGAUAGUCCUGCUGGAUUAGCUUCCUAUAUCUUGGAAAAAUUCUCGACUUGGGUUAAUCCAAGUUAUAUUGAUAAACCUGAAGGUGGCUUAUUUGAAAAAUUCACUAUCGAUGAGCUUUUGACCAAUAUUAUGAUUUAUUGGUCAACUGAGUCAAUCGUUACUAGCCAAAGAUUUUACAGAGAAACUCUGCCUAAGCUUUUUGGUCCUGAAAAUGCUAUUUUGAGGUUGCCGGUUAAAAAAGAGGUUCCUGUUGGUGUUGCUAUGUUUGAGCACGAAAUCUACAGGUUUCCCAAGUUUGUUGCUAAGACUGCUUUUGAAAAUUUAAUACAUUAUGAAACAUUCUCGAAAGGAGGUCAUUUUGCUGCAUUUGAAGAACCAGAGAUUACUGCCAAUGAUAUCAAAAAAUUCGUUGCUAGGUGCAUUGAAGCCGCGAAUAAAGAAGAUAAAGAAGAGAAAUAAAAGAAACAUAUUUAUUUAGGAGAUUUUUCACUGAUCUGUUGCACUAAUUUAAGUUCAAACACCAAGAAUCAUUCCACACUCCGCUUACCAUUCACUGACUUUGUGAUAUUUUUUGAAAUUAUACGUUAUCUUGUAGACGUUAAGGACUCACGAUAUAGAUGAUUGUGUUAUACUCAAAUUUAGUGCAACUUAAUUGAUUGUUAAUUGAUAUUUUCUAGUAAAUAUUUUUUUGUACGUCGUUAUGGGAAUUUUGGAUGUUAGAAGAAAAAGAUUGACGAAUAAAGACAAAAACUUUGAAUGUCAA
Tetranychus urticae (two-spotted spider mite) is the source of this 1981-nucleotide messenger RNA. RefSeq names its product epoxide hydrolase 1. Lineage: Eukaryota; Metazoa; Arthropoda; Arachnida; Trombidiformes; Tetranychidae. Gene Ontology annotation, molecular function: epoxide hydrolase activity. Gene Ontology annotation, biological process: epoxide metabolic process. The record is from RefSeq and is a predicted model, not a curated record.